This is a messenger RNA of Echinops telfairi (small Madagascar hedgehog), 1335 nucleotides long. It is a transcript of the gene TMEM222, whose product is annotated as transmembrane protein 222. The transcript has 6 exons. The coding region runs from base 592 to 927 and encodes 111 amino acids. The record is from RefSeq and is a predicted model, not a curated record. NCBI's taxonomy places the organism in Eukaryota, Metazoa, Chordata, Mammalia, Afrosoricida, Tenrecidae.
AUGGCUUGGGUGGUCACUCCAGGGCUUGGCUGCGCAGAAGUGGGGUUACAGAGAUGCAAAGGAUGUUGCUGGGCCGUGUUUCCAACGCGGCAGAAACAGUGGUGUCUCCCACCAACGGUGAAUGAAGGGUGGUCUAGUUGCUCAUCAACUUCCCCAGCACUUAGUGUUAUCAGACCUUCUCACCCCUUCUGGUGGCAGGCAGUGGUAUCUUACUGUGCUUCCCCCGCUCCCCAGGACCACUAAUCACAUUUUGUUCCUGUGGCACGUCCCCACACUCGGCCUGGCUGAAGGGUGCCUUCAGCUCUGCCUCGUCUUGUCUUUUUCUCUCUCAGGUGGUUUUUUCCCAUCAUUGGCCACAUGGGCAUCUGCACGUCCACGGGAGUCAUUCGGGACUUUGCAGGCCCCUACUUUGUCUCGGACAGGCCGGGAGGGCAGUGUGGCCAGAAGGAUUCUUAAGUAACUGAGCCAGCCCUUUGCUCCCACCCUGGGAUACUGACACAUGGGUAGGGGUUAGAGGCAAGAGUGGAAAGUCAGAGCAUCCAGGAACUACACCCCUGGACUUCAGAAGGUGGGAGUCACAAGGAAGACAACAUGGCCUUUGGGAAGCCUGCCAAGUACUGGAAGCUGGACCCUGCGCGGGUGUACGCCAGUGGACCCAAUGCCUGGGACACCGCCGUGCAUGACGCCUCCGAGGAGUACAAGCACCGCAUGCACAACCUCUGCUGUGACAACUGCCACUCCCACGUGGCUUUGGCCCUGAACCUGAUGCGCUACAACAACACCAGCUGGAACAUGGUGACGCUCUGCUUCUUCUGCCUGCUCUACGGGAAGUACGUCAGUGCCGGUGCCUUUGUGAAGACCUGGCUGCCCUUCGGCCUCCUCCUGGGCAUCAUCCUCACCGUCAGCCUAGUCCUCCACCUGCGGUGAUGGCGCCCCUGAAGCCGAAGCCCCAGCCCUGUGCUUCGGGACCCUUCCUCCUCGCCUGUGAAAGCCAGAUGGGCCUGUUGGUUUGGGCCCGGGGCUCUGGGCUAGGUGGGGUGGGCGGGGGCUGGGAAGAGCAUGGAGUGGGGAUGUUUGCUUGUUGAGUCUCCCCUUCCUCCGGGGCCUCUGACCCCUGCCCUUGAGGUAGCCCCAUUGUUCCUCUGUUGGGAGGGCUUUAGCUUCCUGUUGGUGGAGCUGUUGCCCGGCUGGGCUCCUCCUGCCUCAGCCCUUCUGGCACGUCAGGUGUCUGUCUUGGGUCUAGUGCCAUGGGAUGAGGGAGGGUCAUUGGACCCACCAGACGAAUGAGGCAGUGGUGGCAGGCCCAGGAGAUGGGCAGCCUGAGCAGCCUCCAAG